Pygoscelis adeliae (Adelie penguin) is the source of this 3483-nucleotide messenger RNA. RefSeq names its product interactor of little elongator complex ELL subunit 2 (gene ICE2). Gene Ontology annotation, cellular component: transcription elongation factor complex. The transcript has 14 exons. The record is from RefSeq and is a predicted model, not a curated record. The coding region runs from base 162 to 2948 and encodes 928 amino acids. Gene Ontology annotation, biological process: positive regulation of transcription by RNA polymerase III; snRNA transcription by RNA polymerase II; snRNA transcription by RNA polymerase III. NCBI's taxonomy places the organism in Eukaryota, Metazoa, Chordata, Aves, Sphenisciformes, Spheniscidae.
UUUCACCAAAAAAUGGCAGUGAAGUAUUUUUCUCACGCAAAAUUUAUGAAAGAUAUUCAUUGGCUCCGAGCCUCUCUGAACUAUGGCAUUUAUCAAACAGAGAGGCAAAGAAAAAUGUGGUGGCAUUGGCAAACUCUUCAGAAAACAGACAGACUUGUAGCAUGCAGGCUGCAGACUCAGUUGAGGUGGAGGCUAAAAGCACAACUGACAAUCAUCCUUUUCCAGAACCUAGACUCCCCUAUCCAUUUACCUCUUGUUUGACUGAGAAGGAGCAGAAAACAUACUUAUAUCUGAUGACUAAGUACUCAAAAAAAAUAAACCAUUUUCAAGUUAAUGCAGCAAGUCAAAGAGAGUUAUUCACGUAUCUGCAAAUGAAAGAAGUAGUAAACAAUGAAAUUGCAGAAUUUAUGAAAUUUGCCCAGAACGCUGCAAAAAGCUGCGCCCAAGAUUAUGAUGCCAUCUCUGAAGAUGCACUAUGUUAUACUGAGGAAUUAUUCCGUGCUUGUAUUGGACAUGUGCAAAAGUACCCUGAGUUUUACAUGCUCCAGGAGAUCAUGAGUAUCAUGGGAGGAAAGUUUCAUACACAGUUGACCUUUAGGCUGGAAAAAAAUCUUCUUGUAAUGGGUACAGCAAGACGUGGUAAAACAGAUUUCCCUACCAUGCCUGUUCAACUGCCCACAGAUUAUAAAACUGUUACAUCUAUUGUAACUCCAGAAAAGAAGGCUUCUAUUAUGCACAACGAUAUUAGUUCAGAUUCAAAUGCAGAAAAACUUGCUUUGAAAUACUGUCCUCAAGUUGUUUUAAGUAAUCAAUCAUUAUUUACUUUACUGAAUAAUCAUGGACUAAACUACAAGGAACAAUGGGAAAUUCCAGUUUGUAUUAAAAUGAUCCCUGUUGCAGGUAGCAAACCAGCUAAAGUGGUUUAUGUUGAUUCACCCCUGCUGAGAAAGGAAAUGACAGUAAGAGAGAAGAACCAAAUCUUCCAUGAAAUUCCAAUGGACUUCCUAGCAACUAAAACAUCAUAUGUUUCAAUUUCUGAUGUAUUGAUGGACAAACCAGCUGAGGACAGUCUGUUUCAGUGGGAUAUGUCUUCUGAUACCUACCAGUACAGGAAGAUUCCUCUUCCAGAUGACACAGGGAUGGACUUCGAUGAUGAUGUUACAGAACUGGAAACUUUUGGAGCAACCGUCAAGCUCUCAAGAACGUCUAAAAUGGAAAAUACUUUUCCUACAGUUAGUAACACAGCUAAAGUUUUAUCACAUGGCCUAAAAAUGGGGAAAAAAAAUACAUCCACCAUAAACAGUGGAGGUGAAGAAGAGAAAAACACCAUUUUUGAGCAAGGAGUUUCAGCAUGUGUCAGCACGCAGCUUCCAUCAUUAGAUGGCAUUCUAUGCUUCAGCCCUGAAGAAAAUUCAUCUUGUACAAGCUUUAGUUCAGAGGAGGUAGGACUGAACAAAGCACAGCAUGUCAUGACCAAAGAAGUGCAUCAUUCGUCAGGCAAUGAAACAAAACUAAAUACUCUCUCUAAUGCUGUUAGUUACAAUAAAGAGUCUGAUUCUGCACAAAAAAAUGAGACUUACACUUCUUUAUGCAGCAGUGACACGGAUGAAGAGCGUUUGAUAAUUGAUACCGAAUGUAAAAACACUGAUUGUUGCAAAAGGACUGUAUCAAACACUGUUUCACAUACCUCAGCAGAGACUGCCAAAUCACCUUCCCCCACCCAGAUUCCAUUAGCAAGCAUGACUGAUUGCUCAGAUAUCAUGGAUCAGGGAAAAAAUGCCUCCAGAAAGCCUGUAAGAAAGUUGUCCAAAGAAUUUGAUCCUGUCGGACAGAUUUUGAAAAUGCAAACUGAACUUCUCAAGUCACCUUCCCAAAAAGCUCAUGAGCAGCCGGUGGUGAGCUGUGAUCAUUCUAAUGCUUCACCAGCCCAUGUGUCUCAAUCUCCAAAACCUUUGGUGACCUCUAGCACAGAAACUGUGCCAGCCCCUGCCUCAAAUCCCAACGGCUCGUCUAGAAAUACCUGGACUUGGCUUUUUCAGGGAGUGCCAAAGAGAAAGCUGCCAAAUGAACUUCAGAUGCUUGAAGAAGACCCUUCAGAGUAUAAAGCACCUCAGGAUGGCAACCUUGUGUACAAGCUAUUCAGUUUGAACGAUCUGUUGUUACUUGUGCGUUGCAGUGUGCAAAAAGUGAAGUCAGUGCCACGAUACCAUAAAAAGAAAAAAGCACAAAAGCUUACUCCAAUAUUCCUGUUGCCAAAACUAGAAUACCAAGCCUAUUACGGUGUUGAAGCUCUUACAGAAAGUGAAGUAUGUCAGUUGUGGACAGAGAGUAUGUUGCAUUCUGAAUGCUUGUUUUAUAUUGGACGUAUUGAUGCUUUUACAUCAAAGCUUAUUAUGCUAGAAAAGAUUUCUCCAGAAAUUUUAAGAGAAAAACUCGGAUUGAUUAAGCCUGCAAAUUCAUUAAAUAUACUUCAUCACAUUUUGAAGAAAGUGUCUGAUUUGCAGGAGGGCUCUUAUUUAUUGACUCAUGCUGCAGGAGAUUCAUCCGUUGGAAUCUACAAGAGUUCUCUUGACAAGACAACGAGAGCAUCAUAUAACUUACAUAAAGCUCAUUGUGAUCUGCCUACUGUACCUGCCACCCUUUCGGUCCCCUGGGUGCCACUAGAUCCCAGCCUCCCUUUGCCCUAUCACAUGAAUCAUGGAAGAGUUCCAUGCACCUUUCCCCCUGCACCCCAGGAAGCCACGUGGAAACAGAAGAUGACUGGGGCGAAAGGACAAUCGGACACACCCUAUGAGGGAAAGCCAGUAGCUAUGGAAACAAAAGGCAAUCCAGCUAAGCCUGUUAGAAAUGAAGGUGUGGCUACGAAGAAGCUGAAGAAGAACUACUGCAAACAAAGAAUGAUGAAGAAAAAGUGGAAAACGAAGUACAACAAAAUGCAACUGAAGUAGGAAUAGCUGAACCAUGCUGUGAUAAGUAUGGCCUGGAGAAGGACAAGACAAAACCAAAAAAAUCUGAGGCUUUCUUGCAGCUUCAAAGGAGCCAGAACAAGCUGGCAGGGGAAACGCCUCCACAGCUGAAACAUGCUAUAAACCUUUAACCCUUUCUUACCUCAGUGGACACAUUUCAAGUGAAAAUCUCAAAUUCAGGCAGAGGAAAAAAAUGCAAGUGUCUGCAGCUGAGGGUAGAGGACAACAGUAUCUUCUGUUGGUCUCAUGACUUUCACAGAAAAAAUGCAGCUUGAAGAAUGAAGCAGUGGUCGACAGCAAUAUCUGAUAUCACAUAACAACAAGAAAAAUAACUUUCCAGCUUUCUUAGUUCUUCCAGAAUCACUACAGAUUUUUAUUCUGACAUAUUUCAAAAUUAUAUUUUACUUUGUGCAAUGUGCAUAAGGGGAACAAUUUGGAUUUAAUUACUUAAUCCUUUUAAUACACAGCGUCUACCAGUUUUUAAAUUACUUGUAAAAAUACAUUUUCUUUUUAGAGA